Molecule: messenger RNA, 4775 nt
Organism: Leptonychotes weddellii (Weddell seal)
Lineage: Eukaryota; Metazoa; Chordata; Mammalia; Carnivora; Phocidae
Source: RefSeq, a predicted model, not a curated record
ACAAUGGUAAGAGAAUGAAAGACAAUUCACAGAUUGCGAGCAAAUAUUUGCAAAUUACGUACCUAACAAAGGACUUUUAACCAGAAUAUAUAAAGAAUUCUCAAAACUCAACAACACAAAUAACUCCCCCCAAAAUAAAAAGAUUCUAACAGACACUUUGCCACAAAAGGUACACAGAUAAAAGGCACAUGAAAAUACCUGAUUAUUCAGUAGGAAAAUGGCACACAAGAUACACUACACAUCUAUUAGCUAAAAUUAAAAGCUAACUUUUUAAAAAAUCCUACCAAACUAAGUGCUGGGGAGGAGGAGGAGCAAUUGCAAUUUUCACGCGCUGCCAGUAGGAGUACACGAUGGCACAGCUCCUUGGAUGAGUGCUUGGGCAGUUUCUUAUAAAGUGAAGCAUGCAUUUACCGGCAGACGCAUUCUGAGGUAUUUACCCAAGAGAAAUAAAAACAUGUUUACACAAAUACUUGUGUGCAAGUAGUUAUAGUGGCUUUAUUUAUAAUCACCCAAAACUAGAAACAACCCACGUUUUCCACCUAGUGAAUGAACAAAGGGGUCCAUCCAUACAGUAGAAUUAACUACAUAGCAGUAAAAAAUAUAUUAUCGAUAUUCCCAAAACAUGGGUGAAUCUCAGGCGCACCAUGCUGAGUGAAAGAAGCCAGACUCAGAAGGUUCCAUGGGGUACGAGUCCAUUUAGGGGACAGUCUGGAAAGGGCAAACUGACGGUAACAGAAAACAUGAAUGGUGGCCAGGAUUUGGGGUGGAGGAAGGCUUGACCACAGAGGGCGUGCUCGGGGACAGAACUGCAUGUAACUGUGGUCAUGGUUACACACCUGUGUGCAUUUGUCAAAUAUUUAUAGACCUGUGCACCAGAAGGGGUGAUCUUUAUGUAAGCUUUAGAAAGUGAACAAAGUGAGAAAUAAAUUCUAGAUACAUCAGAAAGCUAAAGCCCCAUUCCCACCCCAGUUCCCACCCCUCCUUGCCAAGGUCAUGGCAGUGCUGUCAUGAAAUUGGUGAGUGCCUUGCUCCCCUGUUCUUACUGUGCAUGUUUGUAUAAUCACGCUGUGUUCCAAACAUUUAUAUAAAUGGUACAAUAGUACAUGUAUUGUUUUUGCAACAUGAUUUAUUUCUCUCAACAUUGUGUUUCUGAGUUUGAUACGUGCCUAGAUCUAUUUCAUUUAUCUUCACUUCCUGUCUCUGUCGCUCGGCCGCCAUCACAAAACCCCGCGGACCGGGCCUUCAACGGCAGACCGUUGUUUCUCACGGUUCUGGAGGCUGAAGUCUGAGAUCGAGGUGGCGGCCUGCAGACGGCCACCUUCUCGCGGUGUCCUCACCGGGAGGCCAGCGACCUCUCCCCUCUCCUCCUCUUCUGUGAGGACACGGAUCCCAUCUGGGGGAUCCCUCACCUCACCCCCGCCUGGGGUCCCCCCUCCUGAUGCCAUCCCGCGGGGGGUUAGGGCUUCCACGGAGGAGUUUGGGGGACACAUUCAGUUCUUAGCACUUUUUAACAACUCAUUUAGUGUUUAAUAAUAGAGCGUUUUUGACAUUUAUUAAAAUAAACUACCACAGUGCAUAUCCUGUGCGUCUCUGUUCCCUUGUCCACACGCCUGAGGCUACACCCAGAAAUGGAGUUCCCACCUUGUACAAGGGGUGCGCACACCACACUUUAUUAUUUUUGUCUUCAUAUGAGUGUAGCGUCAUUUACAUUCCUGCGACCUCAUCACUCUUGACAGGCUUUUGUAGACCUUAGUGGUACCUCAUUGUUUUCACUUGCAUUUCCCUAGUUGCUGAUGAAGCUGAAUAUCUUACAUGUUUGUUCUCAAUUUGUUUUUCUUGUCCAGAAAUUGCCAGUAAGCCUCCUUUAUCUGUUUCUGGAGGUGGGGCUCUUUUUCAUUUUGUCUUGUCCUUGCGGGGGGCUGGCACUCUGUUUUAGUCCAAGCCUCUGGGACUUGGUCCUAUAGAACAUCCCACAUUAGGCCACAGCCAUACCACCCUGAACACGCCCAGUCUCGUCUGAUCUCAGAAGCCAAGCACGGUCGGGCCUAGCUAGUACUUGGAAGCAAGAACAUCCCACAUUUAGGAUGAAAGUGUCUAACCGUGCAGUGGUCUGGUGUUGGGCUCAACGGUUUCAGGCUGGUGACACAGCGUGGAGAGUGCCUACCAUGUGUCUGUGCUUUCUCUCGUUUCUCCUGUUUCUAGAGGGGAGGCAGGCACUGAGCGUGGCUCCUAGAUGACAGUGCUCAGCAGUGAAGUGGUGCUCCUCCUGCAGGCUGGAAAUACAGGGGCCUCCUGGGAGAGGACCGGUGGCAGAAUGGGUCCUUCCAACCACCACUAAGCCCCCGUCGGGAAGGGCAUCCUGCUCUCAGGCACCAACCCACCCUGUGUCGCGGCAGAAGGCAGCAGGGGUAGGCCCCAGUAGCACUCUGGCCUGCUCAGACCUGUGCUUCUUCCCAGGCCCCACCAUGUCCGAGCCCCAGAGCCCAGAACCGGCCCUCAGUAUACAGGGAGACUCCCCCACGGGCACGAAGGAUGAGGACGCUGCUGACGGGACCCAGCACUCACACCGCAUGCUCAGCUUCAGUGAUGCACUCCUGUCCAUCAUUGCCACUGUGAUGAUCCUGCCUGUGACCCACACGGAGAUCUCCCCAGAACAGUUUGACAGAAGUAUACAGAAACUUCUAGCAACCAGGAUUGCUGUUUAUCUGAUGACCUUUCUCAUCGUGACUGUGGCCUGGGCAGCACACACAAGACUGUUCCAGGUUGUUGGGAAAAUAGACGACACGCUUGCCUUGCUCAACCUGGCCUGCAUGAUGACCAUCACCUUCCUACCAUUCACCUUUUCCUUAAUGGUGACCUUCCCCGAGGUGCCUCUGGGCAUCUUCUUGUUCUGUAUGUGUGUGAUCGCCAUCGGGGCCGUGCAGGCGCUGGUCGUCGUGUAUGCCUUCCACUUCCCCCACCUCCUGCACCCCCAGAUAGAGCGCUCCGCCCACAGGGCCCUCUACCGGCAGCAUAUCCUGGGCAUCGUCCUCAGGGGCCCAGCGCUGUGCUUCAUGGCCGCCGGCUUCUCCCUGUUCUUCUACCCUUUGUCGUACCUGCUGAUGGCGACGGUCAUCUUCCUUCCCUACGUCAGCAAGGCCUCCAGCUGGUGCAAGGGCAGGCUUGUGGGCCCCCAAGAGCCCCCAGCUCACAGCGUGGAAUUCUUCACUUUUGACCUGCAUGAACCUCUCAGCAAGGAGCGGGUGGAGGCCUUCAGCGACGGGGUCUACGCCAUUGUUGCCACACUCCUCAUUCUGGACAUCUGCGAGGACAACGUCCCAGACUCCAAGGACGUCAAGGAGAAGUUCCACGGCAGUCUGGUGGCAGCGCUGAGCGAGUACGGGCCACACUUCCUGGCCUACUUCGGCUCCUUCGCCACCGUGGGCCUGCUUUGGUUUGCCCACCACUCGCUCUUCCUGCACAUCCGCAAGACCACGCAGUCCAUGGGGCUGCUCAACACGCUCUCACUGGCCUUCGUGGGCGGCCUCCCUCUGGCCUACCAGCAGACCUCGGCCUUCGCCCAGCAGCCCCACCAGGAGCUCGAGAGCGUGCGCGUCAGCUGCGCCAUCAUCUUCUUCGCCAGCAUCUUCCAGUUUGCCAUCUGGACCACGGCCCUGUUGCACGAGGGGGAGACGCUGCAGCCCUCGGCACGCUUCGGGGGCCACGAGCACGCGUUCAUGUUUGCCAAGCUCACGCUGUACCCCUGCGUCAGCCUGCUGGCCUUUGCCUCCACCUGCUUCCUGAGCCGGUUCAGCGCGGCCAUCUUCCACCUCACCCAGAUCGCGGUGCCCUUCGCCUUCCUGCUGCUUCGCCUCCUCGUACGCCUGGCCCUGGCCCCCCUGCGUGCCCUGCGGGGCCUCAGCCUGCCAGCACACCGGAGCGAGGACGACGCACGCGCCCCGCUCCUGCCUUCUGCCCACUAGCUCUGGGUGCGUGCCCGCCCGCCCCGGCCCACCCCGGCCCACCCCAGCCCGUUUGGUUCUUAUUUCCAUCGUUCUGCUCUAGAGCCCUAGCGAGGGUUUCUGCUUCUGCAGACAGCGCAACAGGAGCUUGGCAUCUGCGUGUCCGUCUCUGUCCUGAGCCCACAUUCUCUAUCUUCGUGAAGCCGAGCCGCGCGGGUGCUCGAGCUCCCGCUGGGAGCCCACGGCGUCAGCCCUGAGCGGGGCGUGGGUCCCCAGGCACAGAGGAGAUGGCAGGCCAGCAAUGCCCACACUGUAUUUGUCCUGGACAUAAAUUAGGCUUACAUUCAGGUAGUGACAAGGUACACAAGGGCCUGGGUGCCAAGCCCACACUGCCCCCUCUGGGCACACAGACUCACUUAAAUACAGGACAGACAGCUACAGGCCAGAACCAGCGCCAAGGCCUGCAAAGCAAACACUAAUUGCACCACCGGGGACAUCACGGUGGACACACACUUGUGUGCUGGGGGCACAGGAGUGUCCCGUCACAAAUGGCCACAACAGUGCAUGUGUGCAGUUUGGGCAGAAGCUUGGGGGACACGGGGCUGGCAGGGCGGAGCCUGGCCAGACGGCGCCGACAGCAAAGAGCCAGGACAAGUGGAGAGACGUGGUUCCUGGGCCUCGCUGGGGGGCUCUGGAGACUCCCCAGACCGACCAGGGGCCUGUCUGAGCUCAGCGUGGUGGGGGCCUGGGCGUCUGGUCAGCCUGACAAGCGCUGGGAAUGGGCAUGCUGAUUGUUCACAAACAGGUGAUUAAAGCUGGCUCCUCCCCACGUCA